AUGUCUCUCUAUCAGCUCGUCCUCCCAGUCCUCGCCCUCUUGUCACCUUCUCUCGCAAUUAAUUCUGGAUCAGACUUCAUUGGUGGAAUUAACGCUACGACCGCAACUCUUCCGUAUGGCUCAUUUCUUGCGUCCAUAUCCGACACGUAUCCACUUUCUUUGAGGUUCCUCGGUGUGCCCUACGCUACACCUCCGUUGUACGAUCUUCGCUUUAGGGCACCAGUUGCACUCGACACGAAUUCAAGCACAAACCAAAUUUUCAACGUCACUACAUAUCCCGAGCCAUGUGUCCAGGGAACCACCGGCUCCGGAGAUGCUGGAGGCGCAGGGAGCGAAGACUGUUUGAAGGUCAAUAUCUACACGCCAGCGAAUGUUACCAACAUGUCUAAAUUGCCAGUUUUGGUGUACAUCCACGGGGUAACUAACUGCUACGUUUACGGCAAUCCCGCCAACUGGCCAUUCGACCACUGGAUUCAACAGUCCCCGAACGUGGUCAUUGUCUCCAUUUAUUACCGCCUGGAUGCGUUCGGUUUCCUUUCGCACCCAUCGUUCACCUCACUAGCGGCCGACUUCCACUCGGUGCGUUCUGAAACCUCACUCGGCGACUUGAACGCUGGUUUCCUGGAUCAGAUUACUGCCCUCAGGUGGAUCAAGUCGUAUAUCACUUUCUUCGGCGGCGACCCGGACAAAGUCACGAUUAACGGAGAAAGUGCGGGAGGCUCAAGUGUGGAGUUGCAUCUGGUGGCAGAAACGAGUGUGAGCGAGGGUGGCGAGGGUGCGCUUUUCGCGCAAGCCAUCGCACAGAGUGUGUACAGGACGCCUUUGCCUACACCGAAACAGCAACAACCUCUGUUCGAGUUCUUUGCUAGUAGCGCAGGAUGUGGCACUGGUGAUCUCGCGUCGCAGAUGACCUGUCUAAGGAACGCGAGCGUGAGUGCUUUGGCUCGAGCUCAGGAUAAUUCUACUUCGUCGAACUUUACUGGCCAUUAUGACGCUUGCCAUCCUGUUGUCGAUGGCACUCUCCUCACGGAUUAUCCCACUCGGCUUCUAGACCAAGGAAAUUUCAGACAUGUUCCUCUCAUUGUCGGGGCCACUACAAAUGAGACUUUAUCGGGUGGUACAAACAUCACCUCCGCUUUGGAUACAUACUUCCCCUCGCUUUCCAACGCCACACUAUCUGGAUUCCUCCAAGAAUAUCCAUCGUCUGCAUUUCCCAACGAGGACCUCAGAUUCCAAACUGCAACUGGAGAUGCCGAAUUACGCUGUGCAAGAACAAUCAUAGGGUCCGCCUCCUCCAAGUUCACGAACAAGACGUUCACGUAUCGCUACAACACGGCUAACCCCACAAACUCCGACACUUCUCUUGUAUCACACGCUGCUGAGAAUUGGAUGAUGUUUUUGGGCACGAAUACUGGUUUCAACGGAACCACGACCUUCACCGCCCAAAACAGCACCGAAAAAGCCUUCGCCUCCGAGCUCAUUGCGUAUUGGCUUUCCUUCGUGCGCUCGGGAGAUCCGAACGCGUUCAAGCUUUCAAGAUCGCCCGAGUGGUCUGAAUACUCAGCAAGUGACAGGCAGAGAAUAAUCCUGACACAGGGUCUAGACCUGGCGAGUGACGGGACUGCAUUUAUGAGUGGGAGCACGAGCGAGGUCGAAGGAAAGACUGAGACUGGAAGAUGCGAGUUCAUUGCUAGCAAAGUAGGGGAAGAGCAGGCCUGA
Molecule: messenger RNA, 1719 nt
Organism: Stereum hirsutum FP-91666 SS1
Lineage: Eukaryota; Fungi; Basidiomycota; Agaricomycetes; Russulales; Stereaceae
Product: alpha/beta-hydrolase
Exons: 9
Coding region: 1-1719 (572 amino acids)
Source: RefSeq, a predicted model, not a curated record